GUAACUUUUUAUCGAUCAAUCGCAUGUGGACACAUCACAUGUGGAUGCCAUUGUCAUCGUCCACAGCGACGACGGUAUAAGAUCUCGCAACAUUUAAAAAAAAAAACUGUCUCGCCAUCAGUAGUAACAAUGGCUAACCAAGGCACAGCCUUAUGCACUCCCCCUCUGCCAUCUCCCUCCAAAUCUCGCUGUCAUCCAGUACCUCUACGGCUACAAAGCCUUGGAGUUGAUCCGAGCCUUCUAGUCGGAAAGGUACUAAGGAAACUAAGCCGUUCUUCAAAACAUCCUACUUUAACCCUGGAUUUCUCGGACAACACUACAUUUCAAAUUCUUGUUGAUGGUUAUGACCCUGUUCAUAGAGGUCUUCCAAAGGAACUUGAAAUGGACUCGUCUCUAGAGCAGCUUCUCACAACAGGGCAAGCGCACGUACAGUGGACAAUCAAAGAUUGUGCUCUCAUAACCUUGACAGACAAGGCAUUCGAGUCGAGAGAGAGGGAACAACGGUGGGACCAGAAUCACACCGGAGUCGCAUUUCGCUUCGUUGAAGACCAGAUGUGGCAUUGCGUAUGGGCCACUCUGACGGAUCAUGACCACGGCAUAUGCGUCUUUCGCAGCUAUGACGACGUUUAUAUUGAUCAACUACAUCGUUUUCCUCGAAAACGUCGUGCAAACGCACCCGACUCUCCCAUAGAUCUUCGCUGAUCCAUGUCACUGUCACAUUGAUCAAGUCCCCCUUAGCAUGAGGUUUCUUAUUUAAAAGAUAUUUACCUUCUGUCCACCCAUAAAUCUUCAAGUUGCAUCUGUACCACUACUGUAUCUCAUACACACCAUCGGACUACGCCAUCGGACUACGCACCGUGCAAUUUCAAGGAUGUUGAUCAUCUCAUGGCCUCCGGGGACUUUUGCUUCUAUAGCGCAGAACUGUUGGGAAGUAGUCGCCAGUGUAUACCAGAUCGAAACGUCAACGAAAGAAGGCAAGCGUGAUACCAAGUCGCCGGGUGACCAUUCCCAGUCCACACUCGAUCGGCGAUCCACGCAUGUAGCUAUAAAUUGUAUUGCGCGCUCAUGAUCACACCAUACCAUUCCCGGUGUCUGCUGUGUUAUGAAGACUGACAAAUUCCGACGUUGCGUGC
Messenger RNA from Suillus discolor, 1133 nucleotides. RefSeq lists its product as uncharacterized. NCBI's taxonomy places the organism in Eukaryota, Fungi, Basidiomycota, Agaricomycetes, Boletales, Suillaceae. Bases 130 to 702 code for a protein of 190 amino acids. The transcript is spliced from 2 exons. The record is from RefSeq and is a predicted model, not a curated record.